AUGAUCGCAGAAACCAUCUCCCUAGGUAUUCUGUCCCUUCCAUCGGCUAUGGCAGUGCUAGGCCUCGUCCCAGCAGUCAUUCUCAUUAUCGGACUUGGUAUACUCUCAACCUAUACUGGAUAUGUGAUCGGCCAAUUCAAACUCCGAUACCCGCAAGUGCAUAGUAUGGGGGAUGCUGGGGAGGUCAUGUUCCAUCCCAUGGGGUUAGCUCGCUUUGGAAGGGAGUUUUUGGGAACUGCUCAGCUACUCUUCCUUAUCUUCGUCAUGGGUAGUCAUAUCUUGACGUUUAGUGUCAUGAUGGAUACAAUCACAGAUCAUGGGACUUGCUCGAUUGUAUUUGGAAUUGUUGGCUUGAUCGUCUCAUUUAUCUUUGCCUUGCCUCGAACCCUUCGCAAGGUGUCUUGGUUCUCAUUUGCUUCCUUCGCAAGUAUCAUCGGCGCACUUUUGAUCACUAUUAUCGCAAUUGCUAUCCAGCACCCGGGUGACAGCAAGAUAGACGCGACUACAACAGUCAGUCUUUCAAAGGGGUUCCUGGCCGUGACAAACAUUGUCUUUGCUUAUGCUGGCCAUGUGGCUUUCUUCGGCUUUAUUUCCGAAAUGGAGACUCCAACGGACUAUCCCAAGACAUUAUACUUGCUUCAGAUAACCGAUACAAGUAUGUAUGUGAUAGCUGCUGUUGUUAUAUACAUCUACGGUGGGAAAGAUGUGGCUUCACCCGCUCUAGGCUCGACAAAGCCGAUAACAGCAAAGCUUGCAUAUGGAAUUGCUAUUCCUACGAUUGUCAUAUCUGGUGUUAUCAACGGGCAUGUUGCGGCAAAAUAUAUUUACGUCCGCCUUUUCCGGGGCACUGAUCACAUGAAGAAGCGCACAUUCUUCUCCAUCGGGACCUGGAUUGGGAUCACCUUUGUGCUAUGGGUGAUAGCCUGGAUUAUUUCCGAGGCAAUCCCUGUGUUCAAUACUUUGCUCAGUCUAAUCACUUCUCUUUUUGCUAGUUGGUUUACCUACGGCCUCAGUGGUAUAUUCUGGUUGUUCCUGAACCGAGGCCAGUACAUGGAUUCCUGGAAAAAGAUGGCUCUAACUGCUAUCAACUUGGUGAUUGUCGCCAUUGGUGCUUGCUUAUGUGGUAUGGGUCUCUGGGUGUCUGGUAAGGCAAUUCACGAUGAUACGAGUGGUUCCAGCUUUUCAUGUGGUCCCAGAAGUGGAUGA
Penicillium verrucosum is the source of this 1206-nucleotide messenger RNA. RefSeq lists its product as uncharacterized. The coding region runs from base 1 to 1206 and encodes 401 amino acids. Gene Ontology annotation, cellular component: vacuolar membrane. The transcript has 8 exons. Gene Ontology annotation, biological process: amino acid transmembrane transport. Gene Ontology annotation, molecular function: amino acid transmembrane transporter activity. Lineage: Eukaryota; Fungi; Ascomycota; Eurotiomycetes; Eurotiales; Aspergillaceae. The record is from RefSeq and is a predicted model, not a curated record.